Molecule: messenger RNA, 2380 nt
Organism: Tachyglossus aculeatus (Australian echidna)
Lineage: Eukaryota; Metazoa; Chordata; Mammalia; Monotremata; Tachyglossidae
Gene: PDLIM7
Product: PDZ and LIM domain 7
Exons: 13
Coding region: 128-1567 (479 amino acids)
Biological process (GO): actin cytoskeleton organization; heart development; muscle structure development
Cellular component (GO): filamentous actin; adherens junction; Z disc
Molecular function (GO): muscle alpha-actinin binding; actin binding
Source: RefSeq, a predicted model, not a curated record
CCAGCUGGAAGCUCCUUUUGGGUGGGGGGGGGCCUUCCUCCCGCUCCGUGGUCACUGCCUGGGUCCCCUGGGGACUGGGCAUAAACCAGGUCUGCCCCAACUCAGAGUCUGCGUCCUUCCCAGUGCCAUGGACUCCUACAAGAUCACGCUGGAUGGCCCAGCCCCUUGGGGCUUCCGGCUACAGGGUGGCAAGGACUUCAAUAUGCCCCUCUCCAUCUCUCGGCUGACGCCGGGGGGCAAGGCGGCCCAGGCGGGCGUGGGCGUGGGCGACUGGGUGCUGGCAAUCGACGGAGAGAGCACCAGCACGCUAACCCACAUCGAGGCCCAGAACAAGAUCCGAGCCUGCGGAGAAAGACUGGGCCUCAGCCUGAGCCGGGCCCAGCCGCUCCUGGGCAGGCCACAGAAGGACCCCAGCCCCGGCUCCGCCGAGCCCCCGCACUAUAGCUUUGUGCCCAGCGCCGCCCUGAACAAGACUGCCCGGCCAUUCGGGGCCUGCUCGCCCACGGAGACCGGGACCCCCGGGCUGGUGACGAAGGCCGUGGCCUACCCGUCGCCCCCCAGGCCCACCCACUCCCCCCAGCAGAACGGGCACACCCCGCAUCUGGCCGGCCUGCCUGGGGAUGCCAGCAAAAAGCGGCUCAUGGAGGAUACUGAGGACUGGCACCCGCGCACGGGCACUGGCCAGUCCCGCUCCUUCCGCAUCCUCGCCCACCUGACGGGCACUGAGUUCAUGCGAGAUCCCGAUGAGGAACAUCUUCAAAAGUCCAGCCAGGUGCUCAAAACGGACUCCACAGCGGCAGUGAUGCCACCGGAGCCACGGCCGGGUUCGGCCGCCCCCAGGCCUCCCGCCCCCGCGGGAACCACCAGUCGCCCGCCCUGGGCCGUGGACCCCUCGUUCGCCGAGCGCUACGCCCCGGACAAGACCAGCACGGUCCUGACCAGACACAGCCAGCCCGCCACCCCCACCCCCGUGCAGAACCGCAAUUCCAUCGUGCAAGCCGCGCAGCAGGCCCCCGACGCCCACAAGACUCCCGUCUGCCACCAGUGCAACAAGGUCAUCCGGGGACGCUACCUGGUGGCCCUGGGCCAUUACUACCACCCCGAGGAGUUCGUCUGCUGCCAGUGUCGGAAGGGGCUGGACGAGGGCGGCUUUUUCGAGGAGAAGGGCUCCGUCUUCUGCCCCAAGUGCUACGACACGCGCUUUGCUCCCAGCUGUGCCAAGUGCAAGAAGAAAAUCGCCGGGGAGAUCAUGCAUGCCCUCAAGAUGACCUGGCAUGUGCAGUGCUUCACUUGUGCCGCGUGCAAGACUCCCAUCCGGAACCGGGCAUUUUACAUGGAGGAAGGGCAGCCGUACUGUGAGAGAGACUAUGAGAAGAUGUUUGGCACCAAAUGCCAGGGCUGUGACUUUAAGAUUGAUGCCGGGGACCGGUUCCUCGAGGCUCUGGGCUUCAGCUGGCAUGACACCUGCUUCGUCUGUGCGAUCUGUCAGAUGAACCUGGAAGGGAAGACCUUUUAUUCCAAGAAGGACAAGCCUUUAUGCAAGAGUCAUGCUUUCUCUCACGUCUGAGCAACUAGCCGCCUCGCUCCAUGGCCACCGCUGCCAACCACGCCCCCCGCUUCCGCCUCACUCCUGGAGCCACGUCCCUGGGGCAGGGGGAGGCUGGAAUCCCCCCACCCCACCCCCAUCCACCAUCCCUUCCCCAGCCCCUGGCAAGGGCCUUGCCCGUUCCAACCUCCUCCCAAACCUAUGUCCAAGACUCCUCUGCCCCUCCUAUCAGGCUGAGAUUGCAGGCUGAUCUGGAGAGUAGGGAAGAGGGUCCCCAGAUUUCCCCCACCCCUCCCCCUGGGAGCUCCCGGGGCCGGGCAGCUGCUUCCCCUGCCAUAGGUCGGGGCAUUGGGAAGAACCAGAACCGCCCCUCAGUGUGAGCCCACUGCCCUGCUCAUGGUGGAGACCACGGACCUCCAACCGCCAUCAGCCUGAGGGUCCAGCCACCAUCAGCCCGGGGAUCCGGCUGCCCGGCUGCAGAGGCCCGGGCAGGAGGACACCAGACAGGGCCACGGGGGCUUCCCCGGCGGUGGGCAUGGCAGCGGUGGUGGGUCUGGUCUUGUGGGGAGCCCCAGGGGAGGAUUCAGCAGGAUAGGGGCUCUGACUGGACUAAGGGGGGAGGAGGGGGUCCAGGAAGUUCCCUUGGAGCUGAAAGUGACAUGGAAGAGCCCGGGGGGCCACGCUUCUCCACGCCACUCAGCCGGGAGCACACGCUCAACCCCCGCAGAGGGUCUGCGGACUAGAGCCCUCCGCCCGGCGUACCUAUUCCCUGCAGCCCCUAGCCCGGGGCUUGAUUUGCUUUUAGUGCCUUAAUAAAACCUUUCGUAUCCAGAA